This is a messenger RNA of Suillus subalutaceus, 405 nucleotides long. RefSeq lists its product as uncharacterized. Gene Ontology annotation, biological process: regulation of transcription by RNA polymerase II. The record is from RefSeq and is a predicted model, not a curated record. Gene Ontology annotation, cellular component: nucleus. NCBI's taxonomy places the organism in Eukaryota, Fungi, Basidiomycota, Agaricomycetes, Boletales, Suillaceae. Gene Ontology annotation, molecular function: RNA polymerase II cis-regulatory region sequence-specific DNA binding; DNA-binding transcription factor activity, RNA polymerase II-specific. The transcript is spliced from 2 exons. The annotation marks the transcript as partial.
UUAAAGGAAGUCACGCCUCCAUUCGAACCUAGUGGCAGCAUAAUACCCGGGAAAUAUACUUUCCUUGACACCUCGUCUUCCCCGUUUACUUCUGAACGUCGUGGACCGAGGAUCCGCACGCCCCUCCCUAUUCCCGUUCCGAAUUUGACAAAAAAGAGUCGCGGUCGUCGCGUCCCUACCGCCGGCGACGAAGCCAUAGUAGAAGGCGAAACAGCUAAGGGACGUAAGGGACGCGAUUAUGUUUGUGAAGUGGAAGGCUGCGGUAAGUGCUUCAGCCGUGGGCGGCAACUCAGUCGGCACAUCCGAUCUAUCCAUACACAUGAAAAACCGUUCGACUGUCCUCACCCCUCGUGCAACAAACGUUUCAACCGGAAUGAUAAUUUACUUCAACAUCUACGCGUCCAC